AUGACAUCAAAAAUAGAGAGGAGUCAAGCUAAGAAUAAUAAAAAUAGCUAUAAAAGAAUCAAAACUUUUACUGGGUGUUGGACGUGUAGGUCUCGUAAGAUCAAAUGUGAUUUGACUAAGCCAAGUUGUAGGAAAUGUACAAAUUCUAGAAUUGAAUGUGGUGGCUACGACAUCAAAUUGGUUUGGACAGAACCAGUAGAUUUUAAUACUCCUGAAGUAUCGAGUACUUCCAGGGAAGAAUCUGUUUCUUCAAAUAUAUCAGGUUCAGCAAGCAAUUCCACUCCUUCAAACAAAUUUACUCUGAUAAACAAUAACAUAAACAAUACUAGUACUCAGUCAAAUGAAACUCAAAAAAGAAGAAAUAUUACAUUGGUUAAAUAUAAAAAUUCGAAAUCGUAUACUUAUUAUGAAGAAAUGGAUGAAGAGUUGAUAUCUUUGCAAAACCCUAAAAAAGAUAAAAUUGAUAAUGGCCAAACUUAUAUUAUCAAAAAUUUUGGUGUAUUUAAAGCACAUCACUCAGAUGAGAGUACCCCUAAGACAACUGCAACCCCUUCAAACUCAGAAAUCAAUUCAAACCAAGAUACAGUAGUUUCUCAAUCAUUUUAUGAUGUAAAUGAGAAUAUGAACAAUUGGAUUUCGAAUGAAUUGAAGGAUGACUUUAUGCUUUCUUUGUCAGCCCUACAAGGUUUACCUGUAUCUUCCCAUUCUUUUGAUGAUUUAGUUAAUGAUCUCGAUGUUCAAGAUUCUUAUAGAUCUUUAUUUCACAAUCCUACUAAUGAUGAACUCAUAGAUUCUAAUUUAAAGUCGAUCAAAUAUCAAUACCAUGGUAACGAGAACCUCAUAAACCCCGAUCAUAAUUUAACAGAAACUGGUAACUUAAUUAACACAUUGGAGUCUCCUACUAGUUUAAAUAAUAUGGUAUCUUAUAAAGAAGAAAUUAACCUAGACCCUUUAGAAAACGAUAUGAAAAUGCCAAAUUUUAUUAUGGAGGUUGUACCUUCGAGAUUACCUGAAUUAGUUUCCUCUUCUGAUCCAUUGACAGAUUUCCCUAAUUCUGCAUUGAAAAUUAAUAGUUUGACAAGGUUUCUAUUAAACUAUUAUUACGAAAAUGUAGCAGACUUAAUGACAGUAAUACCAAUUUCUGCUAACCCCUGGAAAAAAAUGUAUUUUCCAACUGUUUUAAGAGCAUUAGGUGAUUUAUGUGGAAUAGGACAUACCUCUAACUCAAAAAAAUCACUUUUGAAUGCAAUUUUAGCUGUUUCAUGCUUUAAUCUACAAAGUAAAUUCCCGAAGAACUCAAAUGAAAUGAUAUUUUACCUGAACUUGGGUAUCAAUUUUAGAAAUCAGGCAUCUAAUUAUCUUAAGGAAUGUUUAGAAAAUACUGUAAAUUUAGAGAAAUAUAAGGAUAUAGUCGUAGCACUUUUAUCAAUGAAUUCCAUCGAUGUAGUCUGGGGAACAAUGGCGGAUUGUAGGUAUCAUUUAACUGUUUGUGAAGAUUUCAUUGAAUCGAGAUUAAAAUUGAGGCCAAUAUUAUCGAAUAAAGCAAAAAUUUUACAUAGUAUAUUUGCAUUUUUGAAAUUGAUUCAAGAUAGUACUUCGUUGGAUAAGGUGAGGGAAAAGGAAAUAUGUAUAUAUUUUGAUAAUUCAAAAGCGAAUGACAAUAACCAAGAUGGAACCAUUAGGAAAUUUUUUGAAACAAUGGAUAACUUCGAAGGUAAGCUUCAGAAUGAAAAAGGAUAUUUUCAAUACGACAAAUAUUUUAACAGUGAAAAUGAAGACUUUAAUCACGCUAUUGUCCCAAGUUUUAAAAGUCAAUUAUAUGACUCGAUGAAUACAACUAGCAGUGAGCAUCUGAAUCCAAAAUUACUAACUUCUGAAAUUAUAUAUGGACUACCCAAUUCGUUGAUAUUAUUGUUUUCUGAUUGUGUAUCACUAAUACGGCAUCUUGAAUAUUUUAAGUUGAAUAAUAUAAAACUGUCAGAAGAAUUUUUAAACUAUUGUAACCGUUUUGAAAUAAGAUUACUUAAUUGGAAAUCUGAUUGGAACGAGGAGUCUAUUUUGAAAUUUAAAAAGAUCAAUAUUGAUCGAUAUUAUUCCUUGAAAGCUUUGAAUUUACACACGGAAAGUUUCUAUAACAGCACAAUAAUUUAUUAUUUUACAAUGGUAAGGUCUUUCAACAUUUCAUCUCUUCAGCAAUAUGUGGAGGAUGUUCUUCAUGGAUUGAAAGAAAUUAACACAUUAAUAGAACAAAAUAAUGUGAAGAUUGUGCCGCUAAUUUGGCAAGGUUUUAUGGCAGGGUGUGCUUGCACCAAUACUACUUUACAAGGAGAAUUCAGGACUUGGGCAUCAAAACUAGCUAAUACUGGUAUGGGAUCAUACUGGGGUGCCAGACAAGCUAUGUUGGAGGUAUGGAGGAGGAGAAAACAUGGGGAAGAAGGGGAUUCGUGGUAUUCAGUUUAUAAGGAUUGGGAUAUGAAUUUAAUGUUGUCUUAG
Messenger RNA from Vanderwaltozyma polyspora DSM 70294, 2493 nucleotides. It is a transcript of the gene ARG81, whose product is annotated as Arg81p. Gene Ontology annotation, molecular function: DNA-binding transcription factor activity, RNA polymerase II-specific; zinc ion binding. The coding region runs from base 1 to 2493 and encodes 830 amino acids. The transcript has a single exon. Lineage: Eukaryota; Fungi; Ascomycota; Saccharomycetes; Saccharomycetales; Saccharomycetaceae. Gene Ontology annotation, biological process: regulation of DNA-templated transcription. The record is from RefSeq and is a predicted model, not a curated record.